AUGGCGUUCCUUGACUGCCUGCAGCAGUUCGAGGAAGAGGCUGAGAAGCAGGAGGGGGAUCUCUGCCUGCCCUACAGGAUCCUCGUGAAGGAAGGCCGGAUGGAGGGCCCCGCAGGCAGCGGGGAAUGCUAUUCUGUUAGGACUCAUCUGAACACAGAGGAACAGUGGACAAAGGCACUCCGAUUAAGGCUUCUCAAUCUGAAGAGAAGAGAGCACAUCCAGAGGCGCUUUACCACUGAGCCCAUCCCCAGCCCUUUUGACUUUGGCACAGGAUCUCCCUACGUUGCUGAGCCUGGCCUGCAUCUGGCAACCUAUCUGCCUCAGCCUCCCAAGGACGUCCGAAACCGUGCCAGCAACUUAUCGGUCGAGGUCAAAAAGAAGAAGUGGACCACCCAAACCUCUAGACUAUACCCUGUACUGGAUAAAUCCAAGCCCUCCGCUCCUCCUAAGUCGAAACCUCGGACUGUCCUUCCGCCCGAGGAAAAUACCUUAAUAGAUCUACUAGCAGAAGAACCCCCACCUUACCCUCCUCAACCUCUCCCCGACACCAACCCUCAUCCGGAUUCCUCCGAGGAGGAUGAGGAACCCCCAAUUGCCGGAAUCCUCCCAGACCCCUCUCCAAUGGUGGGAAGACUCCGAGGGCGCAAGGAGCCUACAACUUCUAGGGAAACCUCAAAGGUUUUCCCCUUAAGACAGACUGGAGGCCCUAAUGGUCAAUAUCAAUACUGGCCUUUCUCUGCCUCUGACCUUUAUAACUGGAAAACCCAUAACCCUUCCUUCUCGAGUGACCCUGUAGCCUUAACCUCUUUAAUUGAGUCCAUUCUAGUGACCCACCAACCAACCUGGGAUGACUGCCAGCAGCUUCUCCAAACUCUCCUCACAUCCGAGGAAAGACAAAAAGUCUUAUUAGAAGCCUUUACUCAUAGCGGGUCUCCAUGGGGCCGGACGAAGGCCCACCAAUUUGGCUCAGUGGACACAGGAGCCCAACAUUCAGUGCUGACGCAGGACCCCGGACUCCUAAGUGGAAGGACGACAUGGGUCCAGGGGGCCACCGGAUGCAAACCGUAUCGAUGGACCACUAAAAGAGAAGUCCACCUUGCCUCAGGUAAGGUCUCCCACUCAUUCCUGCAUGUGCCCGACUGUCCAUACCCAUUUCUAGGAAGAGACUUACUAACUAAACUAAAAGCCCAGAUUUGUUUUGAGAAUGGAAGGGCCUCCAUAAGUGGGCCCAACGGGGUGCCUCUCCAUAUAUUGACUUUUAACUUGGAAGAUGAAUAUAGACUAUUUGACCCUCCCGAACUUGGCAAAGAUAUGGACUAUUGGCUCAGCUCCUACCCAGAGGCCUGGGCUGAAACUGGGGGAAUGGGAAUGGCAAUACGCCAAGCCCCCAUAGUGAUCUCACUCAAGACCACUGCAAUACCUAUCAAUAUUAAACAAUACCCCAUGUCCAGGGAAGCUUACCUAGGCAUUAAACCGCAUAUCAAGCGGCUCCUAGAUCAAGGCAUACUGACACCUUGCCGAUCACCCUGGAACACCCCCUUACUCCCAGUCAAAAAGCCAGGGACUCAAGACUAUCGCCCGGUCCAAGACUUAAGGGAGAUAAACAAGAGAGUGGAAGACAUCCACCCCACGGUACCCAACCCUUAUAACCUCCUCAGUACCUUGCCUCCCACUCAUACCUGGUAUACUGUCCUAGAUUUAAAGGAUGCAUUCUUCUGCUUGAGGUUAAGUCCCCAGAGCCAGGCCCUAUUUGCAUUUGAAUGGAAGGAUCCUGAGGAAGGACUCUCAGGACAAUUGACCUGGACCCGGUUACCACAAGGAUUUAAGAACAGUCCCACACUUUUUGACGAAGCCCUACAUCAGGACUUAGCUGAUUUCCGGGUAAAAAACCCCUCCCUAAUAAUGCUCCAAUACGUAGAUGACAUUCUAGUGGCGGCCCCUACCGAAGAAGAAUGUAUUGAAGGGACCAAAGCAUUACUGCAGGCUCUAGGGCAAUUGGGGUACCGGGCCUCUGCAAAGAAAGCACAAAUCUGUCAGACGAAAGUUACCUACCUCGGAUAUGAGCUUCAUAAUGGUCAGAGAUGGCUCACCGCAGCCCGGAAAGAAACUAUCUCGAGUAUUUCCACUCCCCAGAAUCCCAAACAACUACGGGAAUUCCUGGGGACAGCAGGUUUUUGUAGACUAUGGAUUCCUGGAUUUGCAGAGAUAGCAGCCCCUCUGUACCUAUUAACAAAGCAGAACAGCCCUUUCGCCUGGACAAAUGAACACCAGAGGGCAUUUGAUCACAUCAAACAGGCCCUCCUAUCUGCCCCUGCCCUGGGUUUACGACCUUUUGACCUCUUUGUUGACGAAAAGCAGGGAUAUGCAAAGGGAGUCCUAACCCAGAAAUUGGGGCCAUGGAAAUGCCCAAUCACCUACUUGUCAAAAAAAUUGGACCCUGUGGCAUCAGGAUGGCCUCCCUGCCUCCGGAUGAUAGCAGCAGUAGCAAUCCUAAUUAAGGAUGCUACUAAACUGACUCUGGGACAGCCACUAACCUUGUUAACUCCACAUGCCAUCGAAGCAGUAAUCCGGCAACCUCCUGACCGCUGGAUCUCCAAUGCCCGGCUUACCCACUACCAAUCUUUAUUGCUGGACACGGACCGAAUCCGGUUCGGUCCUUUAGUAACUCUAAACCCAGCCACGCUCCUGCCCCUCCCCGGGGGACCCGUCCCCCACAAUUGCCAACAGAUUCUUGCAGAGACCCAAGGAACCCGACCAGAUCUGUUAGACCAACCCAUGACGGACGCGGAGUUAGUCUGGUUCACUGACGGGAGUAGCUAUUUGCUAAACGGGGAACGACGAGCAGGAGCAGCUGUCACCACUGAAUCAGAGGUAAUCUGGGCGAGCGCGUUACCGGGAGGAACAUCAGCCCAGCGAGCAGAGCUGAUAGCUCUGACGCAGGCCUUAAAACUGGCUGAGGGGAAGAAACUCAAUGUAUACACAGACAGUCGGUAUGCCUUUGCUACCGCCCAUAUCCAUGGAGAAAUAUAUCGGCGGCGAGGGUUAUUAACCUCAGAGGGAAGAGAGAUCAAGAAUAAGACUGAAAUCUUAGCCUUAUUAAAGGCCCUCUUUCUGCCAAAGAGACUAAGUAUAAUACAUUGCCCUGGCCACCAAAAGGGAGACCAUCUAGAGGCAAAAGGAAACAGACUGGCAGACGAAACUGCUAGGAAUGCAGCUUUAGGCCCACAACUCCUAGUGACUACCCUAUUGCCACAAAAGGUUAAAAAGCCACCCGAGGGCUUCGAGGAACGUUGGGGAAAAACUGUAAUGCCUAUCAAACACACCAAAGAACUAAUAAGAUCCUUGCACAGACUUACUCAUUUGGGAGCUAAAAGGAUGAGAACCCUCUUGGAUCGUGGAGAAGGAAAUCUAUACCUGCCCCACAGAGACUCAAUCAUCAGGCAAUUUGUGAGAAAUUGUCAAGCUUGUGCUCAGGUUAACGCAGGUAAAAUAAAAUUUGGGAUUGGGACCUGGGCCAGAGGGCACAAGCCUGGAACCAGUUGGGAAGUCGACUUUACAGAAAUCAAACCUGGUAUGUAUGGAUACAGGUAUGUUUUAGUUUUUGUGGACACUUUUUCAGGAUGGGUAGAAGCAUAUCCCACUCGGCAUGAGACUGCUAAAGUCGUAGCAAAGAAGCUACUGGAAGAAAUCUUUCCAAGGUAUGGUGUACCUGGGGCUAUUGGUUCAGACAACGGGCCUGCCUUCACCUCCCAGGUAAGUCAGUUAGUGGCCAGUACAUUGGGGAUUAAUUGGAAAUUACAUUGUGCUUACCGACCCCAAAGCUCAGGGCAGGUAGAAAGAAUGAAUAGAACUAUCAAGGAGACUUUAACUAAAUUAACGCUUGAAACUGGCACUAGAGACUGGGUGCAACUCCUGCCAUUAGCUUUGUACAGGGCCAGGAACACCCCUGGCCCUCAAGGACUAACCCCCUUUGAAAUUCUGUAUGGUGCCCCACCACCUGCUGUCAAUUUCUAUGAAACUGAGAUUUCUGCUCUGUUCACCCCCACCCUGCAGACCCAUUUACGUGCAUUGCAGUUAGUCCAAAAUGAAGUCUGGAAGCCCCUAGCAGCAGCCUAUAAGGAACAACUGGAGAAACCAACAGUGCCACACUCCUUCAAGAUAGGAGACACCGUCUGGGUCCGCAGGCAUCAGAACAAAAACCUUGAACCUCGCUGGAAAGGACCUUACACCGUCUUGCUGACCACCCCUACCGCCAUCAAGGUAGACGGCAUUGCAGCUUGGGUCCACGCAUCCCACGCGAAAGCUGCACAUCCACAAGACUCCACCCCUGCACCCCAGGAAUCAACAUGGAGGUUACAACGCACCCAAAACCCACUAAAGAUAAGACUUUCACGCUGUUAAUUAUCUUAGCUUUGUUUCCCAUGAUGUCCUAUGGCAGUCCACAUGUAUCCAGAAAUCUAGUUUGGUUUAUUCACAAUAUUGAAACUGGAAAGAAACUGGUCCUGGCUAAAGGGCAUCA
Molecule: messenger RNA, 4519 nt
Organism: Sciurus carolinensis (gray squirrel)
Lineage: Eukaryota; Metazoa; Chordata; Mammalia; Rodentia; Sciuridae
Biological process (GO): virion assembly; DNA integration; proteolysis
Molecular function (GO): RNA-DNA hybrid ribonuclease activity; aspartic-type endopeptidase activity; nucleic acid binding
Source: RefSeq, a predicted model, not a curated record